Messenger RNA from Orbilia oligospora ATCC 24927, 1674 nucleotides. RefSeq lists its product as uncharacterized. The record is from RefSeq and is a predicted model, not a curated record. The transcript has a single exon. The coding region runs from base 1 to 1674 and encodes 557 amino acids. NCBI's taxonomy places the organism in Eukaryota, Fungi, Ascomycota, Orbiliomycetes, Orbiliales, Orbiliaceae.
AUGACCACCAAAACCCUCGAAUCUCUCCCCAUCGACAUCAAAUACUCAAUUCUCACCCAACUCGACGAUUUUCGCUCCCUAUACUCUCUAUGCGAAGCCUCACCAGUCUACGCUUCAAUAUACCACAGACACCAAAACCUAAUCGAUGAAACCAUAUGCUUCCAAGAUAUCCAAAACUAUAGACGAGAAGCACUAUGGUUAGCCGUAUACCGCGACAGACUCUGCAAAUUCCAACCAUCGGGACUCGAGGUAUUACAAAGUGUCGCGGAAUACAUAUCUUACCCCAGCCCUCCGACCAAUAGCACUCUCGUUGAAGAAAUUAAGCACGGAGCCGCUUGGGGGUUGCUACGUAAGGAAAAUAUUGACCCGGUCGCUUUUGCGACGGCUAGAACCGAUGUUCGGCUCAAAUGGAGGAAUUAUAGUCAAUACCCAGUAGGGAAGAAAGAAGUCGACUCGCUGGCGAAGACUCACCUGUUCGUACUGGAGGUCUAUCAGCGAUUCAUAAAGGCGGAGCUUUUGAAAAAGUGCAAGAUUUCGGGAUCUCCGUCCGCAUUGGAGGAAGGGGCUAAAAUCGAAAAGAUUUCGGGACGCGAGAGGUUUUUUCUUGCGACGGUGACGGAAGAGCGACGGAUUGUGAUAGCUAUUUAUAGGCUGUUGUUGCUCGUCAACUUAUAUUUCCAUUACCGUCGCGGCUUCGUCAACAUGCGCAGGGACUGGGGGUUUUGGGAGAACAUCCACAUCAGGACAGUUCGUGACUUUCUGGUUGACGAAAUUGAAAAAGUCGCGAAAGAGAACAUUAAGGGUGAAGAUGCUAGUGCUUAUAGGGCGAUUACGGGCUUGCUACUACUCCACGAGAUGCCUGAUUAUCGAAAUAUACGCGAAGAUGGUUCUCAAUUAUGGAGUCCUGCCCAGUUAAAGAGAUAUAUACCAUUUACGCACGUUAAAACCGAUCCAUCCAUUCUACAAAUCUCGAAAGAACGAAACAUCCCAUUCUGGAGUCACGAUAGUCAUAACUAUCAUCUGUCUUUUGAACAAAGCAUCUCAUACUGGAAUCGCAAUGAUCAUAACUAUGAUCUGUAUUUCUUGCAUCUAACUAUCUUCGAUGGAGAGAAAGUAGAUGCCGAACAUCCUUCCAUCCCCCAUUUGCCGCUUCACUUCCCCACAGGGAAAAAAUUUCUACGACGCGGGGCUGAUCUCGGGUUUUGCGUAUACGUGAUUUUUGGCGGCGAUGGCCAUUCGGAGAGUGGGAUGUUGGGUGGUUCCUUUGCAAUUGAUCUCACCGCUAGUGUUUGGGACACUUGGAGGUUAAUUCAGUGGGGGUAUAGAUACUGCGAUUGGGAGCUGUGGAGGUAUCCUGAAACUUACUGGGUUUACGAAAGUUUAUCUUGUGGCCUUGACGGCAAAUGCAAAAUAAUUGUAGACCGUCGAGAGGAAUUGGAGGAAUAUGACUCCGGAGGUUGGCUCGGCGAUGGCGAUGAAGCUGAAAUACCAGAGCGCUUUGGAAUUAAGAGAGAUAAUAAUUGUAAGGGAAAAAUAAAAAUAUCAAAGGGCGCAAAGUUGGCGAAGGGGAUGAGAUUUAAGAUUCCUGGAAAAACUGCAUGUAAAAAACGAUUUGAUGGGGAUCAUGAUGAGCUGGGUGAUAUACUAGAUAGGAAAUUAGACCUCGAUUUGUAA